AUGUCCUGGACAAGAAAGAUUUUACUCAUCCUGGGAUUCCUCUCUACUUUGGCUGUAAUUGCUUUAAUUACUGUAGCAGUGACCCAAAACAAGCCACUUCCGAAGAAUAUUAAGUAUGGGAUUGUGCUGGAUGCGGGGUCGUCCCACACUAACCUGUAUGUGUACGAGUGGCCAGCAGAGAAGGAGAACGACACUGGGGUGGUGCAGCAGGUGGAGGUGUGUAAAGUCGAAGGUCCUGGGAUCUCAGGUUACUCCCAUGCCACGGAGAAGGCAGGUCCCUCUCUGGCACAGUGCCUACGACAAGCAGAAGAGGUGAUUCCCUUAAAGCAGCACCAAGAGACACCCGUCUACCUCGGAGCAACUGCCGGCAUGCGGCUUCUCAGCUUGGAGAAUAAAAGUGCAGCUGACAAAGUCUUGUCCUCAGUAGAGAAGACGCUACGCUCAGCUCCCUUCAACUUCCAGGGUGCCAGAAUCAUCAGUGGUCAGGAAGAAGGAGCAUAUGGAUGGAUCACCAUUAACUACCUGCUAGGCAAUUUCAAGCAGGAUUCUGGGUGGACAAAAUUUCUACUUUCCCUGAAAUCCAUAAGUGAGACAUCAGGAGCACUAGACCUCGGAGGAGCCUCAACACAGAUUACCUUUGUACCAAAUGAACUCUCUUCUGAGUCCCCAGAGAACCUGCUCUACUUCCGUCUCUAUGGCAAGGAUUACCGAGUGUACACGCACAGCUUUCUCUGCUAUGGGAAGGACCAGGCUCUGCAACAGAAACUGGCCAGGGACCUACAGACCAUGGAGAACAGCAGCCUCCUUGAUCCAUGCUUUCACCAGGGGUAUCAGAGGACUAUAAAUAUAAGUGACCUCUUCAAAAACCCUUGUACGUCAGCCGAGAAAAAGCAAUUCCCUUUCAGCCAGCUGUACAUACAGGGAGAGGGGGAUUAUCAAAAGUGCCGAAGAAACAUCCAGAAACUCUUUAACAAAACCAAUUGUCCUUACUCCAGUUGCUCCUUCAAUGGGAUAUACCUGCCUCCAUUACAAGGGGAUUUUGGGGCUUUUUCUGCUUUCUACUUUGUGAUGAACUUUUUGAACCUGACCAGUGAACAAAGCCCCACUGCCCUGGACAAAGUGGCCAGCACCAUUGAGAGCUUCUGUGCCCGGCCUUGGCAUGAGGUGAAGACAGCGUAUCACGAAAUAAAAGAAAAGUACCUGAGUGAAUAUUGCUUCUCUGGGGCCUACAUCCUCUCUCUCCUGGAAAAUGGCUACGAAUUCACUGAAAAGAACUGGCAAAGGAUCCACUUCCUUGGAAAGAUCGGCAGCAGUGAUGCAGGCUGGACCCUGGGAUACAUGCUGAACCUGACCAACAUGAUCCCCGCAGAGGAGCCUGCUGUGCCCCCUCUUUCCCAUGGCAGCUAUGUGGGGCUGAUGGUGCUGUGUUCCCUCGUGCUGGUGUCUGUGCUCCUGUUUGCCUGGCUUCUCUUCCACAAGCCCAAGUGCCUGCAGAAGGGGAUUGUUUAG
This is a messenger RNA of Gavia stellata (red-throated loon), 1509 nucleotides long. It is a transcript of the gene ENTPD1, whose product is annotated as ectonucleoside triphosphate diphosphohydrolase 1. The transcript has 10 exons. Gene Ontology annotation, biological process: nucleoside diphosphate catabolic process. NCBI's taxonomy places the organism in Eukaryota, Metazoa, Chordata, Aves, Gaviiformes, Gaviidae. Gene Ontology annotation, cellular component: plasma membrane. Bases 1 to 1509 code for a protein of 502 amino acids. Gene Ontology annotation, molecular function: UDP phosphatase activity; GDP phosphatase activity. The record is from RefSeq and is a predicted model, not a curated record.